UCCAUUCCUUUCACCCCCGUCAUCAUCGCGCGCUGCGCCGGAGCCCUCAUCGCUCAGCCGUACAUCUCCUCGUAUCCCGCCACGGUCCUCCUUCUCAUUUCGCCUCCGCUUGCCAACUCCGCGUUGCCCAAGAUGCUUCUGCCCACGCCCCUGCCGGAGUUCUACUUCGGGACCAAGUUCCCUUGUUCCGCCAUGUGCACCAAACAUGAACGACCCGCGCUCGAAGCGGCAAAUAGGUUGUGGAAGGACCCCAGCGUGGACAAGAUAGGAGUGGAGGACGAUGAGACAGUCAUGGGGCACGAAGGAUUGAUGGAAAUUGAGCAAUGGAUGGACGAGCUGGGGAUA
Molecule: messenger RNA, 345 nt
Organism: Epithele typhae
Lineage: Eukaryota; Fungi; Basidiomycota; Agaricomycetes; Polyporales; Epitheliaceae
Exons: 1
Source: RefSeq, a predicted model, not a curated record